Molecule: messenger RNA, 3673 nt
Organism: Fopius arisanus
Lineage: Eukaryota; Metazoa; Arthropoda; Insecta; Hymenoptera; Braconidae
Gene: Grp170
Product: Grp170 co-chaperone
Exons: 3
Coding region: 327-3128 (933 amino acids)
Biological process (GO): endoplasmic reticulum unfolded protein response
Cellular component (GO): endoplasmic reticulum chaperone complex
Molecular function (GO): ATP binding; ATP-dependent protein folding chaperone
Source: RefSeq, a predicted model, not a curated record
UCCAUGUUGCCGGCACGGCCUGGACAGUUUACGUUGUGUUUUUUUUUUUAACUACAAUCCUCGAUAUAAAUAUAUUAACAUGUUUAAUGUCUCAAUAGUGUAAUUGCUUGCAUGCCAGCCACGUGUUGAUUAACCAAGUAUCAAAAUCGGGACUUGGUGAUACGGCAAUUGAAAUUUCGAUUGAUUACUCGUCGGAGUAACCAACAAAUUGAAGAUUCUAGUGUCGUGUUGGAGGUUGACAACUAGGCACUGGACACUCGCUCCUCAAUAGCGUUAUUUAUUUUCUAUUUCCUUUUUGUACUUGAGACUGUUUGAAUUACUCCAAAAUGACUCGGAUUUUACGUGUGAUGGGAUUGACCAUAUUGUUGAGCUAUUUGUUCCUCGGACAGGCCAAUGGACUUGCCGUUAUGAGUGUUGAUAUCGGUAGUGAAUGGAUGAAAGUUGCUAUUGUUUCUCCUGGAGUGCCAAUGGAAAUAGCCUUGAACAAGGAAUCCAAGAGGAAAACACCCGCAGUGAUAGCAUUCCGAGAGGAUGAGCGUCUCUUCGGAGAAGAUGCCCAGGUCGUAGGAGUUCGUUUUCCCAAGAACAGUUUCUCGUACGUACUGGACCUCUUGGGUAAGUCCAUAGACAAUCCAAUUGUUUCUCUCUAUCAGAAGCGAUUCCCCUAUCAUGAGAUCGUGGCCGACGAGGAGCGCAAUACAAUAGCCUUUAAGAUCGACGAUGGGACCGUCUUUACACCGGAGGAAUUGUUGGCCCAGCUGUUGCACAAAGCCAAGGAGAUGGCAGAGAAUUCUGCAAAUCAGAAGAUCAAGGAGGCUGUGAUAACGGUUCCUGGUUUUUUCAACCAGGCUGAGAGGAGGGCCGUGAUUCAGGCAGCUGAGUUGGCGGAUAUAAAAGUUCUCCAGCUGAUCAAUGACUACACUGCUGUUGCCUUGAAUUAUGGAAUCUUCCACAGGAACGAGUUCAAUGAAACCACGCAAUACAUCAUGCUCUACGACAUGGGAGCGAGUUCCACGACGGCAACAGUCGUCAGUUAUCAAAAUGUCAAGACUAAGGAAAGAGGAUUCGUCGAGACUCAUCCCCAAGUUAGUAUCCUGGGGGUUGGCUAUGACAGAACUCUUGGGGGUCUUGAAGUUCAGACGAGACUGCAGCAUUAUCUUGCUGAGGAGUUCGACAAGCUGAAGAAAACCAAGACCUCUGUCUUCGAGAGCCCCAGAGCCAUGGCGAAGCUCUUCAAGGAGGCUGGAAGGGUGAAGAAUGUUUUGAGUGCCAAUGCUGACCAUUACGCCCAAAUUGAGGGACUUCUCGAUGAGCAGGAUUUUAAACUCCAGGUGACAAGAGAGAAACUCGAGGAGUUGGUUGCUGAUGUCAUGGAACGAGUCACUGCACCGAUUAAAAUGGCUCUGGAUACCUCUCAGUUGACUAUGGAUGUUAUUUCUCAUGUUAUUCUCGUUGGGGCUGCCACCAGAAUGCCCAAGGUUCAGGAGAUGCUGCAAAAAUAUCUGAAUACCGAACUUUCGAAAAAUAUUAAUACCGAUGAAGCUGCAGUAUUAGGAGCUGUCUACAAGGCUGCUGACUUAAGUCAGGGAUUUAAAGUCAAGAAAUUUAUCACUAAGGACGGUGUUCUAUUCCCCAUCCAAAUUGUCUUUGAUAAGUCCAGUGAGGAGAAAUCUAAGCAGGUUCGAAGGACACUCUUCAGUAAAAUGAAUGCCUAUCCACAGAAAAAAAUUAUUACCUUCAAUAAACGUCAGGGAGACUUUGAAUUCUCUGUUGGUUAUGCUGACUUGGACCACAUUCCACCUCAUCAAAUUCCGGCAAUUGGCAACUUGAACUUGACGACAGUAGCUCUGACAGGCGUGGCAGAGGCCUUCGAGAAGCACCAGAAAGAGGGAGCCGAAAGUAAAGGAAUAAAAGCCCACUUUAGCAUGGACGAUAGUGGACUCCUAGACCUAAUAAACGUCGAAUUAGUCUCUGAAAAAUCAGCAACAGUGGAAAAAGACGAGGGUACUUUCUCUAAACUUGGUUCUACGAUUAGCAAACUAUUCUCAGGAUCAGACGAGCCAGAGGCUGAAAAAGUGGAAGAACCACCGAAGGAGGACGUUAAGCCAGUUCGUGAAGAAUCAGAGACUCCACCAGCUGCAGAAUCGCAAGAAAAACUGAACUCGACGAAUGGCACCAAAUCAGAGGAGUCCAAGCCCUUGAAUCAGACCGAAAAAACAACCGAGAAGAAGGUGACAGUGAUCAAUCUGAAGGAACCAAUCUCAUCAUCAGAGAGGAAAUAUGGACCUCAACCCUUACAGGGGCACAAGCUAGAAGAGUCCAGUGAGAAGAUAAAGCAGCUAGAACUGAGAGACCUCGAGAAGGUUCGCAGGGAGACUGCCCUGAAUACUUUGGAGUCCUUUGUCAUUGACACGCAACAGCAUCUUCAGAGAGAUGAAUUUAAGACUGCUGCAGCUCCUGGAGAAAUUGAGAGGAUUAUAGAGGCUUGCAGCGCUACUUCAGACUGGCUUUAUGAGGAUGGCUUUGGCCAGAAUGCGGAUAUCUAUGAGGGAAAAUUAAAUGACUUGAAGAAGCUCACCUCCGAGCUCUACGAAAGGGUUUACGAGCACCGGGAGAGGCCGGAGGUCCUGGCGGGCAUGGAAACCAUGCUCAAUGGUAGUAAUUUCUUCCUCAAUAAUAUGAAAAAUAUAAAUUCUGCAGACAAGAUAUUCACCAGUGUGGAAAUCGAAACUUUGGAGAAGAUUAUUAAUGAUACUCAUGAGUACCACCAGCUGGUGAUCAAGACAGUAUCUGAAACGAAACUUCAUGAGCCAGUCAAACACAAGGUGCGAGAUAUUGCAAAUAAGAUGGCUCUUCUCGAUAGGGAAGUCAAAUAUCUUGUGAAUAAGGCGAAAAUUUGGAAGCCAAAAGUGGAGGAAAAAGCCCCUGAGGGCUCUGGUAAUGAUAACGAGACUGAAAGUACUCCCGAAGGUAACUCUACGAAUCCUGGGGACUCUGAAGAAACUAUUACUAUCAACAGCGAGGAAGAAGCCAUCAUUGAGGGACAGCCAAAUGCCACUACCGAAGAGCUUGAGCCAGCCAAAGAGGAGGACGAGGAGGAGAAGAAGGAAGCACGCGUCGAGCUCUGAGAGCAGUGAAAUUUAGGAAAUGUGUUAUCGUAUUUAAUUGGGACUUGUGAGUGGAACGAAUAUUUGGGUUUUUAUAGCAAUCUUUAUCGUGUUUAAGAAUGCAUUUUUGCUGAAUUGAAUUAUUAAUUUGUAAUUAAUAAUGAAGGGUUUAGGGGUUUCAUCAGUGGUGGGGGAAACACCGAUUGGAAUCCCUUCGUUUAUAAAUAAAGUAUAGGUGUAAGACUUUGAAUUCCACUAUCCAUCUUCAGCCUUAAUAAUUCCAUUUGCAAUUUAAUGAACAAUUUUUUAGGUAUUGAUAUUUGAUUUUCUGAAUGAGUGAAGUUCAUUAUAAAAUAAAUUAUGCACAAAUUCUGUGGUUUGAUUGAAUGAUGUACAGUAUUUAAUUAAUUUAAAUAAUUAAUGAAACAAAUGUUCAAUUUUUCAUGAUCAUUCAGGUGUUUUUUAAGUGGAAAAAAAAAACAAUUAUAAAAAUAACUAAUCUUUCCCCUGUGCAUAACAUGAGCUUGAAUUCCGAAUGAAAAUCUCAAGUGUUUUUUUCGUCGAAA